AAAGCAUCAAAUCAAAUCUAAGCAAACAUCAAACUACCUACCUAAACAAGGCCUUAUCAUUCAUAACCAUUUCUCAUAUUUCUUGUUAAUUCUUUUUUUUCUUAAUUCUUCCUGCAAUCUCACACACACCCUCUCUCAACGCGUCGCGUCGUGCUGGCAAUUCUGUUUCCCCAUUUCGCUGGCCACUUCUUCAAUCUUCUCUUCAGCUUCUUUCUUUAAACAACCAUAACCCCAUUCCAUUCCUUUUGGAAAUUUUGAUCCUAAAUUGUUGUCCUCAAUUCAUAUUUUCUAUGCAUUUUCCUUCUUCGCAUUUUCCUCGCCAUUUCUAAUUGAAGAUUUUUGAGACAAUUCAGAAAUGGCUAAGGAAAACUUGACGAAGGAAAAUUUGGCUGAUGAAAUUAGAAAGGCUUUGGCUCCUACGCCAUUAUCAACAUCGCUCCUCGGGGACGCCAAUCCUCCGAAAACCUCACCGUCUUCUUCUCCGCCACCGCCACCUUCCCCGUCUCCGCCACAAUCUCCACCGCCUGCUCCGCUAACGUCGCCGCCUCCUCUGCAACCUUCCACGCCUCCACCGAGCUCACCUCCUCCUCCUUCUUCGUCAUCGCCUCCCCCAACUCCACCAUCUUCGCCGCCUACAUCAUUGCCGCCACCACCUUCCCCAACCGGCAACACUCCCCCUCCAUCGCCACAAUCACAAACCCCUCCUCCCCCGGCCAUUUCUGCUACAAAUUCCACUACACCUUCCCCUAGUGCUACUCCUCCGCCGACACCAGCUGGUUCAGGGCCAGGGCCAACCCACCCUCCGCCACCGCACGCUUCCCAUUCAAAACCAAGUGAUUCUUCUUCUUCUAAAACCCACUCCCACUCCCCCUCACCAUCCCCCAGUCAUAAAACAGAAGUAGGACAAUAUGUUGGUCUUGCGGUCGCCGCGGUUGUCCUUAUUAGCUUUGUUGCUCUCAUACUUUUUCUUGUAUUGAGAAAGAAGAACAAACGAGUACAUGUCUAUGGCAUGCCACCCCCUAAGAAAUCUCAAAUGAAAGGAGAUGUGCAUUACUAUGUGGAGGAGCAUGGUUAUGUGAAUGGUAUGCAAGAUGGGUAUUAUAACUCACAACAUACGGGUGGCGUGCAUCAUAUGAGAACGCCUUCAGAUCCAGCACAGCACAUGAACACUGGUCAGAUAUUAUUCGGUUAUGACACGAUUGUGGAAAUUACCAAUGGGUUUGCAAGUGAAAAUGUGAUAGGGGAAGGAGGGUUUGGGUGUGUUUACAAGGCUUCUAUGCCGGAUGGUAGAGUGGGAGCGGUUAAGCUGUUGAAGGCUGGUAGUGGCCAGGGCGAGAGGGAGUUCAAGGCCGAGGUGGAGAUUAUUAGCCGUAUCCAUCAUCGACAUUUAGUCUCGUUACUUGGUUACUGCGUAUCCGAGCAGCAAAGAGUGCUUAUCUAUGAGUACGUUCCUAACGGGAAUCUCAAUCAGCACUUGCAUGGAAGUGAAUGGCCAGUUUUGGAUUGGUCUAAGAGGAUGAAGAUAGCAAUUGGGUCUGCAAGAGGCCUGGCAUAUCUACAUGAAGGAUGUAAUCCAAAGAUUAUUCAUAGAGACAUUAAGUCAGCAAACAUACUUUUGGAUGAUGCUUAUGAGGCACAGGUUGCAGACUUUGGACUUGCCAGACUAACAGAUGAUGCUAAUACACAUGUAUCAACUAGGGUGAUGGGGACCUUCGGGUACAUGGCUCCAGAGUAUGCCACAAGUGGUAAAUUAACGGAUAGAUCAGAUGUUUUCUCAUUUGGAGUUGUUCUCCUGGAGCUUGUAACUGGAAGGAAACCUGUUGAUCCAUCGCAGCCUGUGGGCGAUGAGAGUUUGGUUGAGUGGGCGCGUCCACUUCUCCUUGCCGCAAUUGAGUCAGGUGACUUUGGUGAACUAGUAGACCCAAGGCUUGAACGGCAAUACGUUGACAGUGAAAUGUUCAGAAUGAUCGAGGCAGCUGCAGCAUGUGUUCGCCAUUCUGCCCCUAAAAGACCUAGCAUGGUUCAGGUGGCUAGAGCCUUAGACUGCGGAGAUCAACUACAUGAUCUAUCUAAUGGGGUGAAAUAUGGUCAGAGCACUAUUUAUGAUUCUGGCCAGUACAAUGAAGAUAUCUUGAGAUUCAGAAGGAUGGCCAAUGGAAGCUUUGAUGAUUCCGAAUUUAGUAUGUACAGUACAGACUACAAUUCAAGAGAGAUGUCUGGACCGAGUCCAUGGGUGCCACAAAGCUCAAGUGGCGAUUCAGAAACUAGAGCUUUCCACGGCCAAAGGGGAGUUUCUGAGCAAAGAUCUUGAGGGAACACAAUUACCAUUGCAAUAAUGAGUAUAGGCAUCAUGGAGUUCAAAGCUGAUGGAUUUAACCAAACUAAUUUCGCGAAACUCUUCCUCAAGAAACCAAAAGAACUCCCCUUCAUGGUAUUACAUCAUCUUAAAAAGCACCAUGACAAAAUUUUGGAUUUGCAGGGAUUGAACUAUGACAUUCAUUCGAACCUCCCAAUCCUUACGGCCAUGAAAGUUCACUUAUACUGAGAUUGCACUUGUUUGACUUAUGCCAAGCAAAAAUGUGUCUGUCCCUUCAACUUUUGUCCUUGUUUCUUUCCCCCCAUUGAUUUUUUAAUAGCGGGGGACGUUGAAAGCUUGUAGUAUAAUUGUUGAGGCUACUUUCUAAUAGCUACUGUUAUAAAUUAGAUGUUUCUUGUUGAUGCUGGAAAUGGAUGAUUGAGUUUUUUACUGCACAUUUUCAAUCACGCAUUGAGUUAUUAUAAAACAAUUAUAGUACUGAUAAGAUGGCUUGUGUUUUUCUA
Messenger RNA from Lotus japonicus, 2820 nucleotides. Its product is annotated as proline-rich receptor-like protein kinase PERK12. Gene Ontology annotation, molecular function: protein kinase activity; ATP binding. The record is from RefSeq and is a predicted model, not a curated record. Gene Ontology annotation, biological process: protein phosphorylation. NCBI's taxonomy places the organism in Eukaryota, Viridiplantae, Streptophyta, Magnoliopsida, Fabales, Fabaceae. The transcript has 8 exons. The coding region runs from base 356 to 2311 and encodes 651 amino acids.